UUUUAAAAAGAGAGAGAGAGACUUUGUUAAAACCAGACGAUGUUCAUGAUGACCAUGUCUUUGUCUUCUCUUUGUUAAAUCCUUUGUUCUUAGAAUCUCAUCAGAAUCCUCUGUUUUGGUCUCUGUUCUAUGCUCUGUUUUGCUCCAUCCUCUGUUUUUGUCCUCUGUUCUAGGCUCUGUUUUUAUGUAUUGUGAUUGAUCUUCAAAUCCAGAAAAAGAUUUGAUUUUUAUAUCUGAAUUGUUCAUUUCAGAUUUAUCUUUUAGUUUUUCCAGCUAUUAUUUUUCACAAAUCUCGACAUAACUCAUCUCGAUUUCACAAAAUCCUUGUCUCUAAAUCCAACUUUUAUUCCCCAAAUAUAUAAAAAACAAACCUUUUCUUAUUUUUUUCCAUACCCUUUUGAGCUUUUGAUUGAGAUUAGUUGUUAUGGGUUGUGCGAGUUCAAAGCAUCGUAGCAAGCGUUGUGCUCAUUGCCGGCGAGGAUAUUCUCAGGCCGACGUGCCCAGAAGCCAAUCAGUGCAUCACCAAUCGCAAAACUCUGAAGAUAGCUGUCACAUGGUAGCUCUAAGUUCAUCUAGCCUUGGAUCUCUCAAGCUAUGUGAUUCUUCUUUUGGGCAUAACCACAAACACUUGUCAGAGUUCAGCGAGAAGCUUGUUUCCGACGAAUCUGCAAAUGGGUUUGGUCCAAAUGUGGUCAGAGAGAAGUCUGAUAAGGAGAAAGUGAAUUUGGAAAUGCAGGCUAAGCUUAUGGAAGCAAAGGUAUGGUCAAGUAUGAUGAAUGCGAAGAUCCCAAAGAUUGUGCCUAAAACUCCUAUUGAGACGCCUCCGGGAGAGCCUGAAACGAUUAAUACAUGGGAGAUGAUGGAUGGGCUUGAAGACAAUGUUAGUCCUUUACGAUCACCUAAUCAUGUGAAGAGCUUUUCGUUUGAUGUUUCUCGUAAUGGUGAUUGCGAACGAGCUAAGUCGAAUGGUAAUGGUAAUGGUAAUGGUAAGCCGCUUUGGCUUCAAAUGGAGGAUGGAGAAGGGUUUGAAGAUUUUGAUCCUGAGAUCAUUUCUUCGUUUAGGAAAUCGCUUCAAGAACUUCCUACUGAUCAUCCGUUUCACAUUUCGGGUCAUGACUUCAGAUUGCGUCCUAAUUUCGAUUUCUCUAUUGAGGAAAAGGAGGAGUCUUUGGAUGAAACAAGAGAAUAUGUUGGUGGUAAAGAGAGAGUGAUACUUUACUUCACAAGCCUUAGAGGUAUAAGAAAGACAUAUGAAGAAAGCUGUAAUGUCCGGACUAUACUGAAAAGUCUUGGGAUUAGAGUGGAUGAGCGUGAUGUAUCGAUGCAUUCGGGUUUCAAGGAGGAGUUGAAGGAGCUGCUAGGGGAUAAGUUCAACAAUGGCUUUGGGAUUACUUUACCUAGAGUUUUCUUGGGGAGGAAGUAUCUUGGUGGAGCAGAGGAGAUUCGAAAGUUGAAUGAAGACGGGAAGCUAGAGAAGCUUCUUGAAGGAUACGAGAAGGUGGAAGAAAACAAAAAUGGUAAUGGGCAAGAAUGUGAGGCUUGUGGAGAUGUAAGGUUUGUGCCUUGUGAGACAUGUUCAGGUAGCUGCAAAGUGUACUAUGAAUACGAAGACGAAGAAGAGGACGACGACGACGAAGAAGAAGAUGAGGAAAGUGUAAAGGAAGGAAGAGAGUAUGGGUUUCAAACAUGUCCUGAUUGUAAUGAGAAUGGUCUUAUUAGAUGUCCUAUUUGUUGUGAUUAGUAUACAUACAAACACAAAAAAAGGGAACCUGAAAUUCUUAUUUUCUUGUUUUGUUGUUACAAAAUUUGAGUUUUUGAGUGCUUGAGAGUAUUUUUCUUGA
Capsella rubella is the source of this 1841-nucleotide messenger RNA. RefSeq lists its product as uncharacterized. The coding region runs from base 425 to 1741 and encodes 438 amino acids. The transcript has a single exon. The record is from RefSeq and is a predicted model, not a curated record. NCBI's taxonomy places the organism in Eukaryota, Viridiplantae, Streptophyta, Magnoliopsida, Brassicales, Brassicaceae.